Messenger RNA from Symbiodinium pilosum, 1248 nucleotides. The record is from the annotation of a GenBank genome assembly. Lineage: Eukaryota; Dinophyceae; Suessiales; Symbiodiniaceae.
AUGGCCCCAACAUGGACGGUAGUUGGCGGUGCUGAGAAAGGAGGCAUCUUAGUUCGUCGCGGCCAGGAGCUGACAUCGCAAGCGGUGACAGACCGCCUAUCUACUGGUGCCGAGGUUGAAGAGCUGCACAUCUGUGGCGAGCGCCUUCAUUUCCGUCGAAUCACCGGCUCUGGCCCUGAGGAGGGUUGGGUGAGCGUGCGCACCAGUGGCAAGCAAUUGCUACAGCGGAAGGAUGAUGCAGACACUGAGCCAACCGGCAACAAAAUGGCCUUGACCCUUCCAAUCCAGCACCGUGAAGUAGUUGGACCAAGCUCGGGAUACCGCCACCGCUGGGCGGUCAACAUUGAUGCCUGGCACCCCGAAGGCGGAGCCGAUGGCAAAGAGUUCCAAUUCUUGCUGCACCUGAUCAAGGAAGAGACGGAUAGAAAAAACGUCAUGCGUUUCAAAUUCUUAGAGGACCAGAAGCGUGCUCUCAUCUCUCGGCUUCUGGUGCGUCAGGCGAGCGCUUCGUCCCUGAACAAGACUAAUUUUGAGGACAUCGAGAUCAAGCGGACAAAGGGGAAGAAGCCGUUUCUGGCUCAGCCGCUUCCUCCAGAGGACGAGGCUCCCAACUGGAAUGUGAAUUGUUCUCAUGAAGGCAAGUGGGUUGUAUGUGCAAGCGAGCCACAUGUCAUUGCUGGAAUCGACGUGGCCGAGUUGCGCCGAAAGCGACGAGACGGUGAACCAAUUGAUUUCCACGACGUGUUCAAGGACAAUCUCACGUGGAAAGAAUGGCAGUACGUAAAAGAGCACGGUCCUUGCCUUGACCGAGAGUACGAGGUGUUCUCGCGCUUCUGGUCGGCAAAGGAGGCCUUCGUGAAAGCCAGGGGCGAUGGUCUUGCAUAUCCCCUGGGCAAGGCGGAGUUCCAUUGGAAGCCAAUCGAGGGCUACGACUUUGGGACGGCAUUCGAGGGCGAUGUUCACAUAGAAGGCACGCACAGCCCAAGGUGGCGAUUUGUGCAGUACAGGAUGCCUGGGGACUCCCCUCACUGGACAACGGUUGGUAGAGGACCGUUGACAGACAUCGUCGAUGCGCACGGAGAGUUCACCAAGACCUUGCGCAAGCCGCAGGAACUUUUCUCUGAGCGUGAGUGGCAGGCACAUCUGGAGUCCCACAGCCCACAUUUUGAUGUCCUCCCUGUUGGUGCUCUAGUGCCACAGGACAACAUGGAUGCCUAUGUUGAAGCUGGCGGCCUUAAAUUUCCGUGA